AUGAGACAGAUCUCGUUGCUGGAAGAAAUCGGUGGACGUAUUGAACUCGAACGACAAGAGCAGCAGCAUUGUUUGUCUCGGAUAGCGGAAAGUGACGACGAAAUUUUUCUCGAGGAUGAAGUCCAACGCAUCACCCUUAUUGCCUCCCCUGAUACUGAUGCUUUAGAUCGCAUUCCAACAGGUGUUAUCGCUUGCCUACGCGGCUUUGAGCCUGCGAGAUACGAAGGAUCAUUCACAGUUCUUGAUCUCGCUUUUCUGGAGCCGCAGCCGAUAAGACCAAUUACAGCGACAACUGUUAAUUCAGCUUCUUAUCCGCCCUUGCUAAAUGGUAGUGGUCAUUGGGUUGGAUUCGUCUCAGGCCUCGGUUUUGUUGCAUCGGCCGAAGCGGCAAACAAUGGAAGCUGUCAUGGACACCCGCUGGCACUACGUCUCCUUGGUGAUUGGUUAAGGAAGGUUCCGUUGUGUCGCCUUUUCGUUCUUGGAGAUUGUAUCCGCUCAAGCGAGCCUGGAGGCUUGGAAACCCUCGGGGUGAUGCCAAGUACCCGAUUUACAAGCCGUAGGGAGGAUGCCGAUUCCGUGAUGGCAAUGAGCAUGUUUGAUACUUGGCUCUCUGAAUUGCCUCUCGGCGGCGGAGGUGAAGAUGGUGGUUUCAGUGUGGAACUCCUUCCAGGCGCCGCGGACUGCGUCUCCCAACUACUACCUCAACAACCCUUCCACCCUCUUCUCUUCCCUCGUACUACCUCCCGUUUUGGCCGAGGCGAAGGAGGUCUCGUUAGCUCCACCAAUCCCUGCUUCUCGGAAGUCCAUUCACGUCGCAUUCUUGCGACCUCUGGACAAAACGUCACUGAUGUUCACAAAUACACAAUUGUUGGCGACCCGCUAGACUGCAUGGAAUCCCUGUUGCACUGGGGCCACGUAGCUCCCACAUGUCCAGACACACUCUUUGCUCAUCCCCAAAAGGACACGGAUUUCCUUCUGUUCACUGUCGACCCCGAAACUGGAGCUUCAAACGACUAUCCAGAUGUCUUUGUGGCGGGAAACCAGCCGGCUGCGCAGUUUCGACGCGCCUCCUUAAAUCCCAUGAAUACCUCAAAUGGGGCUGAGAAGGGUGCAUUACUGAUUACAGUGCCGCGUUUUGAUGUAUCAUACACGAUGGUUUUGCUGGAAUUGGAAACACUAAGAUGUGUUCCGCUGAGAUUUGAUAUAUCGCAGUUGGAGUAG
Hydatigera taeniaeformis is the source of this 1221-nucleotide messenger RNA. Lineage: Eukaryota; Metazoa; Platyhelminthes; Cestoda; Cyclophyllidea; Taeniidae. The record is from the annotation of a GenBank genome assembly.